Sycon ciliatum is the source of this 1677-nucleotide messenger RNA. Its product is annotated as mitochondrial import receptor subunit TOM40 homolog. The record is from RefSeq and is a predicted model, not a curated record. NCBI's taxonomy places the organism in Eukaryota, Metazoa, Porifera, Calcarea, Leucosolenida, Sycettidae. The transcript is spliced from 5 exons. Gene Ontology annotation, molecular function: transmembrane protein transporter activity. Gene Ontology annotation, biological process: protein import into mitochondrial matrix. The coding region runs from base 178 to 1080 and encodes 300 amino acids. Gene Ontology annotation, cellular component: mitochondrial outer membrane; mitochondrial outer membrane translocase complex.
GCUCCGAUUGCGACACACGCUGCUUCUCAGCUCAAGAUCAAGCUGAACUCACGGAUUUUUUCGUCAAGCCUUGCGAAGCUCGAAGGCCGAGCUAAGGACUUUGGGUUGUGGAGCAAGUUAAUGACCUUGAGAUUUGAUGAAGAACUAGGUUCUCAAGGCUUUGACCUGAAAUAAAAGAUGGCAUCAGGAUCUCCACCUCCCCCGAAGGAGCAUGGGAUUUUUCCAGGCACCUACGAGGAACUGCAUAAGGCAGCUAGAGAAAUCAUGCCGAUGCCUUUUGAAGGAAUUAAAUUGUCGUCAAACGCCGCAUCAACGCCACACUUCCAAGCGUCACAUACACUAGCACUUACCGGCUCUCAGCCGUCCUCUUACAAAUUUGGUGCCACCUACGUUGGCGACAAUCAAGGCCCUGAGCCUGGAGAUCAAUUUCCUGUUUUAGUCAGUGAGAUGGACACAUCCGGCUCAUUGAAUGCGCAAGUCAUACAUCAACUCACAGAAAGGAUGCGGGGCAGAUUUAUCCUACAGACGGAAGGUACAUCAUGGGAGAACCUACAAAUGGAUGCUACAUACUCUGGGCGCGAUUUUUCGCUGACAGCUGUCGCUGCAAAUCCCGAUCCGUUGUCUGCAGCAGGCACAUUUGUUGGCCAGUUCAUGCAGGGAAUCACGCCGAAUGUCGGUCUUGGCACUGAGCUGCUCUACUCUAAAUCGGCGCAGGGCGAAAAGGCUCGCCUCUCGUUAGCAGGACUUUUCCGUGGUCCUCGGUGGCAGCUGGCUGCAUCUGCUAAUCCUUCAUCGCUUACCGCAUCGUACUACUUGAAGCACAGUGAUACCGUACAGUUGGGCGCCGAGUUGAACGCUAACUUUGGCGACACUAUGAAGCACACUGCUCUGAUGGUCGGCUACAAGCUUGAUGUGCCCGUUGCUAACAUGACGUUCCGCGGCAUGGUUGACACGAACUGGACGGUCGGUUCAGUGUUUGAGAAGCGCCUGGCUCCUUACCCGUUCCUCUUCAGUCUCAGCGCUAUGCUUAGCCAUGAACAGAAUGCUGCCCGUGUUGGUGUGGGUCUCACGAUUGGAUGAGAACUUCUUCACAGUGAACUGUUUUGUGUAUGGUUGUUAAAUAUUUUUAAUUUUUUUGGUGAACCUAAGGGCAUGUUCGAUUGGUUGGAUCCGGAUCAAGUGGAUCCUUUGGAGCCACCAAAGUCCAAUAAAACGCUGCCCUUGAUCAAACCUGGAAUUUUUGUGAUUUUUGAGGUUUUCCAUGAGAGAAAGCAACGAUUUCCGCAUCAUCACUUCUGCUCCCGCCAUUAUCAUGUACACAGUACACAGUACGAUUUUUGGCAAAAAAAUGAAUCUGGUGGAUCCGGUUAACCGGUUGAUUGAUCCGAAUCCGUUGGAUCUGGAUCCGGAUUCGUUGAAACGACCGUGCGCAUAUCGAAUGGAUCCGAUUGAUCUGGAUCCGAACCCAACCAAUCGACCAUGCCCUUAGGCCAUGCAACCAUUUUGAGAACUUCUGUACUGUCGUAGUUUCAUCAGCCUUGUCAUUUACUGCCUCGACAUACGGUUGGUUUGGCUAUGUGUAGUGUUGAGCAUCUCAAUGCCUAGGUGGUGAUCAAGUAAAUUAAUAGUUAUGAUGGUUUCUUUCAUACCUAACCAACGUUCUGUUUCUCAAUCCAA